UUUCAUUUCAAACAUUCCAAUUUUAAAAUCUAGUGGUGAUUAAAAUUUCAAAAUCCGUGAGAUUUGAAAAUAUUUCCGUGAGUCCGUGAGAUAAUGCCUGAAUUCGUGAGUCACACGCGAAAUCCGUGAAAGUUGGCAGGUCUGGUUGUGGUAUUCAGUACAUAAACAUACCAUGCAAGUACACUUAACUGAUCAGAUUCGGUCUAUCAACGCACAAUGUAACGCUGUAUAUCCAAAAAUCUGUUUCAGAAAAUGCUCACAUUUCAGUUCUAGGGGUGGAAAAGGUCUGGGGGAGAAUACCCCCAGAUCCCCUACUAGUACAUACGAUACCACACCGAGUCACGAAACUUUUUGUCACCAACAACCACCUGUGAUCUCUCCACACUCAAUAUAGUAUGAUCCCUUCUUGUAGAUGCCCACCCCCUAGACAAGUUCUUAAAAAAACCCUGUGUUCAAAUCAUUUCGCUGUUUAAAGACGGGUCAUGGGUUAGGGUUAUGGUAGGACAAAUGUUGCAUUGCAAAGUAGUAACACAUAAUAUACAUUUUUUAAUCAUAUAUGAUUGAAUCAUAUUCAUCAGGGUAAAACAUCAUGAGCAGAUUAAACAAAUUGUCCUAAUAUCUAACUUUACCUGCAACGCACACCUGUUUCAUUGCUGUUAAUUUUUCAAUCCACACUGGGGGGAGGGGGUCAGAAAAUGUCCUGAGUGAAAUCAUGUAAAACACCAACUCUCCAUAAUAAUAUUGUUUUUAUGUUAAUUUGUUGAAAAUUAUUUUUUAUCUCCACUAAACAUGCAUGCGGUUUUUUUGCGUUCGCCGGAGUCGUCGGUCAUAUCUAUACUUAGAUGCUUCCCAGUGUCUUUGCGGGCGUGUAUACUACACAUACACUAGGAAGUGAAUGGGAGCAUUUUAGCGACAAACUUGUGGAAUUCUGAAGAAUUCUUUGACUUUCGAUUCGCUAUAGCUUUAAAGAGUUGUUUCACGGGAAUUUAAAAGUUUAGGAAGAAUUGUAUUGAACAUGGCGGACGAAGAGCGACCCCCAGCGCCACCGAUGAGAUCGACAUCGCAUAAAGAUGCAGCAUCACCGGCAUCAUCCAAACCUCUUCCGAGCACUCCUAGUGAAGGCGAAAAUCUUAGUUUAAAGAAGAAAAAGAAAGCAACGUUUACUUUCUUUCCCAAUAAAGGAGAUGACGACAAGAAAUGUGCGUAAAUUUAAAGAUUUCAUUAAUAAUAUCUGUCUGUUUGACGGCCAUUACCCUUCGUCUGGUUGUUGUGAUAUGAAACGUUCGGUAUUAUUCAUCAAGUACUUUCUUAUUCUGCAUAGAUAACAAGAAAAAGCCUGAAAUAUCUUAUCCUACAUCGUUUGAACACACAAUUCAUGUUGGAUUUGACUCUAUUACAGGCGAAUUUACGGUGAGAUAUAAAUAUGAAAAUAUUGUCUGCCAUUCAUCAGGGCACUCGGUGCGAGCGAAAAUUGUGCUUGCCUUGUUAUCAAAUUAAACCUGUUCUCAUUUACAGUGAUAUGAGCUAAUAUUUUUUUUUAUAUAUCAGCCAAUUAUUUUUACCUAUCUUUGCUAAAGUACUUUCAGUAUCUUACAAAUUCCUGCCAUGUUUUUGUUCCAGA
Paramuricea clavata is the source of this 1621-nucleotide messenger RNA. The record is from the annotation of a GenBank genome assembly. Lineage: Eukaryota; Metazoa; Cnidaria; Anthozoa; Malacalcyonacea; Plexauridae.